AUGAUGGAAGAGCCAGGGCGUUCUUCACCUUCCCAACCUCCCCGCAACAGCCCCCUGGGACCAAGCCACUGUCCUAUGCAACUUACAGGCUUAGGCAAUGCCCUCCAGCUGGUAAGCAGCAGCAAGACCUUCUAUCGAGUGGAUGAACCGCGGACCUGGAGAGAGGCCAUGUGGUACUGCCAGGAGCAUUACACAGACCUCGCCGACCUGCAGAGCAUGAACAGCCCAGUGAGCAUCAUGGUGGUCUACUCCUACAUCAGCAGUACCCAGGCAUGGAUCGGCCUCUUCUACGAUGUGCGCAUCUCUGGCCUGAGUUGGUCCAGUGGUUCCAUCUUUACCACUCCAACGUGGAGUGUGCUGCCUGCCUUUCAGGACGGCAUCUGUGCUACUCUAUAUUCAUUGACCACAGUCCCUGUCCUGGGGGCUGCUUCCUGCACAGCCAAGAAGCCCUUCAUUUGCUAUUAUGACCCUGCUGUAGGACACCGCAUCUUCUUGGUGUCCCCUCUUGAAGAACUGACCACUCUUCCAAAGGAAGCUGAGGUCAAGAUUGGUGAACAGACCUUCAUUCGGAUUAAACAAACCAUGUCAUGGCUCUCAGCUCUGACCUACUGUCGCAACCACUAUACAGACCUGGCUGAUCUGCAGAAAGUGACUGAUGAGCAGGGCAAAGAAACCCUCCAGUCCAUCACAAAUGAUGUCGAUGCCUGGAUUGGCCUCUACUUCGAUGUGAAGGUCAACAAUCUGACCUGGUCCAGUAACUUGGGUUCCAGCAUCCCCGAAUGGCUUCAGAGAAUACCUGUGUUUGGUCAAGGACUGUGUGCAGGACUCCGUAUCUUUUCGAAUUCCCCACCUCAGAUUUAUGCACUAUUUUGCCAUGAGCUGAAACCUUUCAUCUGUUUCUGGGACCCCUCCAUUGGCCAUCGGGAAUCGGAAGAGAUGCCUCCACUCACUGAUACUUCCUCCCCCAAAGUGACUCGCCCCUCAAGGACAACCUCUAGGCUAAACACAGGGACCAGCACUGGCCCCGAAGAUGCCUCCCAAGCACUGGUUUCAGCAACCUGGAUCCAGAAGCAAGUGAGUCAUGAACCAAGUGAGGCCAGCUCUGGCACCUGUGGUUUUGGUACCUGUGAAAUGGCCACUUCUGCCCCCACCACCGUGGGCCUCACAGCUCUCCAAACUCAAGGGAUGGUUUCAACAAGUCCUCUGGUGACAACAGCACCUUCAGGAGAGAUGGAUAAGCCUUUGGAGGAAGAAAAAUGGGCUGGUCGAGAAGGUCCAUCAAGGGAGAAGAGCCCGGAGCACUCCUUUGGAGUCUUGAAAGCAGAUUUUACCAUGUCAACACUGAAGGAUCCAGAAGAGAUGAAAGACCAGUUUCUGAGCGAGAUCCAAGAAGUCUUAAAGUUUGCACUAGGUCAUGAGGAAUUCACAUUGAAAUGGAUUGGCUUCGAAGUGAACAAAAAGUAG
Phodopus roborovskii (desert hamster) is the source of this 1464-nucleotide messenger RNA. RefSeq names its product C-type lectin domain containing 20A (gene Clec20a). The record is from RefSeq and is a predicted model, not a curated record. The transcript has 9 exons. The coding region runs from base 1 to 1464 and encodes 487 amino acids. NCBI's taxonomy places the organism in Eukaryota, Metazoa, Chordata, Mammalia, Rodentia, Cricetidae.